Ficedula albicollis (Collared flycatcher) is the source of this 1189-nucleotide messenger RNA. RefSeq names its product ras homolog family member H (gene RHOH). NCBI's taxonomy places the organism in Eukaryota, Metazoa, Chordata, Aves, Passeriformes, Muscicapidae. Gene Ontology annotation, molecular function: GTPase activity; GTP binding. The record is from RefSeq and is a predicted model, not a curated record. Bases 115 to 690 code for a protein of 191 amino acids. The transcript has a single exon. Gene Ontology annotation, biological process: small GTPase-mediated signal transduction.
UUGGAUGGUUUCUCACUAAAUGGAAGUUAUAUAGAAGGCCUCUAAGACCACCACAUCUCUCCAUCCCACUCCUGCUGCACAGAGACUGCACUCUUGGCCUUGGACAUUGAUAAAAUGCUGGAUUCAGUCAAGUGUGUUCUGGUGGGAGACUCUGCUGUUGGGAAAACAUCUCUCUUGGUACGUUUCACCUCUGAGACUUUUCCAGAUGACUACAGACCCACCGUCUAUGAAAAUACCGGAGUGGAUGUCUUCAUGGAUGGUGUACAGAUUAGCUUAGGUCUUUGGGACACGUCUGGCAGUGAUGCUUUCAAAGGCAUUCGCCCCCUCUCCUACCAACAGGCAGAUGUGGUAUUAAUGUGCUACUCAGUAGCAAACCACAAUUCCUUUCUGAACCUGAGGAACAAAUGGAUCAGUGAGAUCCGCAGCCAUUUGCCCCGCAUCCCCGUUUUGGUGGUGGCCACUCAGACUGACCAGCGUGACGUGGGUCCUUACAGCUCCUCCUGCAUCAGCCCCAUAGAUGGGAAGCGGCUCGCCCAGGAUGUGCGAGCCAAAGGCUAUUUGGAGUGCUCUGCCCUCAGCAACAGGGGGGUGCAGCAGGUGUUUGAGUAUGCCGUGAGGACAGCGGUCAAUCAAGCCAAAAAACAGAACAGGCGGAAGCUCUUCUCCAUUAACGAGUGCAAGAUCUUCUGAGGACUGUCAGCCGUGGUUUUGCUCACGUUUGUUCUCUCUGUUUUCUCACAAAGAUACUGCAGCAGAGAGAAUGGGAAGUGAAUCGAGGGAGGACUCCUGGGAGGACCACAGUGCAGGUGCCUCUUGUGAGACAGAUGUGCUCUUUAUCUGAUCCUCUACAAAACAUAAGAGCACUAUCUUGAAAAAUUAAAGGUGCAUACCCUUAUUCACAAGCCUGUGUUUGGACUUUGCUAGCCUGAACUGGAGCAGGCCCAGCCUGCAGAUCUGCAGAUAACAGCAGUACUGAUUUUGGUUUUGUUUCUGUCAAUCUUUCUCAUUUUGUUUGUCUGCAUCUGCGUUUAUUUAAUUAUGAACUUCUGCCUGGAUCAGCCCCCACCUCUGACCUUGUGGAUAUUUUUUUUACUUAAGAAUGUAGUAUAUUAAGCCUGACCAAUGUAUAUUUUAUUUAGACGACUCUUGGAUAUAUUGUUGUAAAAUCCCAAAAGUUGGUUUUAAUAUU